Molecule: messenger RNA, 1858 nt
Organism: Physella acuta
Lineage: Eukaryota; Metazoa; Mollusca; Gastropoda; Physidae
Product: hatching enzyme 1.2
Biological process (GO): proteolysis
Cellular component (GO): membrane
Molecular function (GO): metalloendopeptidase activity; zinc ion binding
Source: RefSeq, a predicted model, not a curated record
GUAUGUUAUCGCUGGCUGGAUGACGGGCCUUUAGAUCACACCAGACCCGACAUAACAGGACGUCACAAAUUUUACCCGACACAAGAGGACCACAGGCAGCUCGCAGGUACCGCUCCAGUUACAGGGGAGUUUCAAUCAGCGGUCAACGUCAGUCAGUGGUCAACUGGAAUUGUAUGGUUACCAUGGCAACAUGUCUGGGUGCUCUGAUUGUGCUGGUGCUAAUGACGUCAGUCUCUAGCAUCCCCAUCGCGACGGGUGAGGACGGGACCUUGAACCCACCCAUCGUGGUACAAUAUCUGACCCCACCUGAAGGUCAGCGGGAGCAGCUGACGUCAGACGAUGUUUUGGAAAAAGUUCACAGGAACGCCGUCAGCAACAAAACCAGGCGCUGGGCGAAUGGCAUCGUGCCGUACACCAUCAGCAGAGAGUUCCCCACAGCCAUCCAGCUGACCAUACGAGAGGCUAUGGACGAGAUCGAGGCUGACGCGGCCAACGGUUCCACCAAGUGUGUCCAGUUUGUCCCCCGCUCCACAGAGCCGCGCUACCUGCAGAUCAACACGGGCUCUGGCUGUCACUCGACCAUCGGCUAUGACGAGACCGAGGAGCUGUCCUCCACCCUGGGGGCAGGAUGUGAGCAGAAGGGCAUCAUCAUGCACGAGCUGCUGCACGUGCUCGGCUUCUACCACGAGCAGAAUCGGCCUGACCGUGACCUUUAUGUCAACAUCAACGAGACCAACGUGGCUCUCAUCCGGGACUUUUACAUUAGGAACAGUUCGGUCAUCGACACGCUGGAGGCGCCCUAUGACUUUGGCUCUAUCAUGCACUACCCAGCCUUCGCCUUCCCCAUAGACCCGACCUACCCCACCAUCACCCCCAAGCCGAGCUUUGCCGCGGGCCUCAAGAUGGGCCAGCGUAUCGCCCUCAGCAAGAUUGACGUCAUCAAGCUCCAGCGGCUGUACGGCUGUGUGCAGGACGAUACUCACGUCUUCUCUGACCUCCAGCAGCACGUGCUCACCUUCUGCGACUUUGGUCAGGACAUGUGCAACUUCUCGUACGUCCGCACGACGGCCGGCCCCGCCCAGACAGCAGAUGGUAGCGACCCGUCCAGCCUGGCCCGAUGGACUGUGACGUCAGCAUCUAUAUCGGGCGGGCCCAAGGGAGGGAUGACCAACGGGGUGGACUCGUUCUUGUACGCCUCUAGGACGACGGCCGCCAACGACAGCACGCCGCUGGCCACGCCAUCCGUGCUGACCACGACAUCCGUGCUGACGCCGGUCAUACGCUCACCAGACGACGGCAAACUGUGCAUCACCUUCCAGAUGUACCAGCGCGGGCCCGCCAGCUUCAUCUCCAUGUACCUGGUGUUUGAGACGCUCCCCAGGACCCUGCUGAUGAUCAGGGGAGGGGACGCCAACCGCUGGAGUAGGGCGGUGCUGACCACCGAGCUGCCCCCCGGCCUCAACUUCCAGCUGGAGAUAGUCGCCAACCUGGCGCAGGAGCCGCUCGCCAUAGACGAUUUCUACGUGCUCAAGUCCAAAUGUUUGUACGCCUAGACAUGACGUCACGCCUAGACAUGACGUCACGCCAUGUCUAGGCGGGACGUCAUGGUCAAUGGUAUCUGGACGUGACGUUAUAGUUUGCUUUGUCAAACCCCCACGUGUGAGUGUAUUUUGACAUGACUUUCAGACUCUAAGAAAAACUAUUGGAACAAAUCGUCCGCUUUAGUUUUGAAUGUACUUGCUAUAGAUAUACUUGUACACUAUAUAACCUUAUUUUUUUUUAUACAGAAAGCAGAAUGUGUGAAUGCACUGAUCAGUUCUGAUAUCUUUUAAACGUAAAUAAAUAUGUGCUUGCAAUC